AUGGUGGACCUGAGUGACCAAGAGCUUUUUUCCACUACUGGUGCUGAUACUAUUGCUAUUGUCAAUAGUUUCAUCAAUAAUCAAACUCUCUUCUUUGAAAACUUUGUGUCAUCAAUGAUAAAAAUGGGAAAUCUUGGAGUUUUGACUGGAACUCAAGGUGAAAUUCGAACACAAUGUAAUGCUGUGAAUGGGAAUUCUUCUUCUGGUUUGGCUUCUGUGGUUACCAAUGAAUCAUCCGAAGAUGGCUUGGCUAGCUCAUUCUGA
Molecule: messenger RNA, 264 nt
Organism: Vicia faba (fava bean)
Lineage: Eukaryota; Viridiplantae; Streptophyta; Magnoliopsida; Fabales; Fabaceae
Source: the annotation of a GenBank genome assembly